CCGGGGGCCGCCGCGGUGGCGCCGCCGCCCAAGAUCUCGCCGCCGUGGUCCGACCUGUACCACAACCCCCACCACCACCAGCACGCGCACCACCACCACCCGCACCAGCUUCACCACGCGGCCGUGCAGCAGCAGCAGCAGCACCACCCGCAGCAGCACCACGGCCAGCCGCACCAGCCGCCCCCGCCGCCGCCCCACCCGCACCAUCCCCACCACCACCAGCACCACCAGCACCACAACCACCACCAAGCCCAGCACCCGCACGCCCAUCAGGGCUCUCCCCACCUCGACCCCGGCAUGAGUUCCUAUUUCGCCAACUCGUACAUGCCCGACCUGCGCAACGGCGGCGUCGUGCCCGCCGAGCACCCGCACGCGCACUACGGCGCCGCCGUGCAGCAAGGCCCCGGAGGCGGCGCCGACCCCAGCUCGGGGGCGGGCGCCGCCUCGUGGGGCGGCGGCGGCGGCGGCGGCGCCGGGGCGCAGCAGCCGCCUCAGGGCAUGCCCUACCCGCGCUUCCCUCCCUACGACCGCAUGGACAUCCGGAGCGCCGCCUACUACGGCGCGCAGCAGUCCGGCGGCGGCGGCGGCCUCGACGGCUCGCCCGGGGGCGGCGGUGGCAACGGGGGCGGCGGGGGCGGAGGCUACCGCUCGGGUUCCCCCAUGGGUGGUGGCGGGCAGACCCCCGUCGUGUACGCGAGCUGCAAGCUCCAGGCGGCGGCGGCCGCGGCGGCCGCGGCGGCGGCGGGGAACGGGGGCGGGGCGGGCGGCGGGGGCAGCCCUCCGCUGGACGUGCCGCCUCACCAGCACCAGCACCACGCGCACCACGCGCCGCCCCACCUGCAGCAGCAGCAGCAGCAGCAGCAGCAGCUGUACGCCGACCCGGCGCCGCAGCAGCAGCAGCAGCAGCCGCCGCCGACGCAGCAGCCGCCGCCGGUGCCACCCCCGCACCAGCACCAGCCUCCGCUGGGCGCCGGCGUCCCGCCCCCCGGCCACCAGCACCAGCACCAGCACCCGCAGCAGCAGCAGCAGCCGCCCCCGCAGCAGCACAACGGCAGCCCCGCCAACACGCUGCCCAGCCCGCUCUACCCCUGGAUGCGAAGCCAGUUCGAGCGCAAGCGCGGCCGGCAGACGUACACGCGCUACCAGACGCUCGAGCUGGAGAAGGAGUUCCACUUCAACCGCUACCUGACGCGCCGCCGGCGCAUCGAGAUCGCGCACGCGCUCUGCCUCACCGAGCGCCAGAUCAAGAUCUGGUUCCAGAACCGCCGCAUGAAGUGGAAGAAGGAGAACAAGUCCAAGCCCGACGCCGGCCAGAAUGGGGACGGCAACGCCGGCUCCGACAUCACCCCGCAGACGUCGCCGCAGUGAGCGGGCCGCGCGCCGACCACCCUCCGCCACGCACCUCCGGCCUCCGCACAGAGGAAUUCGCCCUCCCCUCCCCCCCGCCCCGCCCCGAACCCUCUCAGAAGCUGUUCCCGCAGAAAAGUAUUAUGACGUCCACCCUCAUGUGCC
Schistocerca nitens (vagrant locust) is the source of this 1512-nucleotide messenger RNA. RefSeq names its product homeotic protein antennapedia-like. NCBI's taxonomy places the organism in Eukaryota, Metazoa, Arthropoda, Insecta, Orthoptera, Acrididae. The transcript is spliced from 2 exons. Bases 298 to 1368 code for a protein of 356 amino acids. Gene Ontology annotation, molecular function: RNA polymerase II cis-regulatory region sequence-specific DNA binding; DNA-binding transcription factor activity, RNA polymerase II-specific. Gene Ontology annotation, cellular component: nucleus. Gene Ontology annotation, biological process: negative regulation of transcription by RNA polymerase II; anterior/posterior pattern specification. The record is from RefSeq and is a predicted model, not a curated record.